Colletotrichum phormii is the source of this 1508-nucleotide messenger RNA. Its product is annotated as Hsp70 protein-domain-containing protein. NCBI's taxonomy places the organism in Eukaryota, Fungi, Ascomycota, Sordariomycetes, Glomerellales, Glomerellaceae. Bases 81 to 1481 code for a protein of 466 amino acids. Gene Ontology annotation, molecular function: ATP-dependent protein folding chaperone; ATP binding. The record is from RefSeq and is a predicted model, not a curated record. The transcript is spliced from 2 exons.
CCGCUUGAUGGCCAGAGUAAGCUUCCUGUAGAGCUUCUAGAAAAAGAGCUGAUGACAGAUGUACUCUAGGCUUCACAAUCAUGGGACCAGAUGAAUCAGCACAUCACGCACAACGUGAUCCAAGUCUUUCAAGUGCUCUAUUCGAUUACAGUCAUAUGGUUUGCGAUGCCACGGAGCCCGAGUACUUCCUACAUCGAGCCAUCAAACACCCAAUUUCUCAAGUAGAUUCAAAUGCGAAUUCUCACGAAGCUCAUGUAUUCAAAGAUGCCGUCAUCGAAGCCCUCCAGGAACUGAAGAAGGCGACCGAAAGCUGGACACUUGGGCCCAUUGAACAGGCAGUCGUGACUGUGCCGCAGUAUUUCACCAAGGAAGAGCGCAACAUCAUCACGGAAACUGGUCCCUCCAUUGGAUUAGAAGUUCUUCGCAUCAUGAACGCACCUACCGCCGCUGCCAUCGGGUUCGGCAUAGACAACCUGGACGAUGAUUUCCACUUCAUUGUAUAUGACCUAGGGAGAGAAACCUUCGAGGUGUCUUUGUUUGAGCUUGAUGCAGGUGUAUUCGAUUGUCUGGCUACUAUCAGUGACCACCAGCUUGGCAAAGAGAUAGGCGAAUCGGUGCAGCAGAAGCGGCUGAGAGGGAACUCGGUGUUCGACGCGACCGAGAUGGAGACACUCGAGAAGACACUACCCCUUCUGGACCAGGUCAUCAAAAGCGCGAAUCUUUCUAGCAACGAAAUCUCAAAAGUCGCCAUCGUGGGCGGCUAUACAGAAGCGUCACAGUUACGAUCCAUGGUAGACACCUUCUUUGGUGGUGGAUCCUCUGCUAUCUUCGACCAUCCAGCAAGUCUUCGGUUGAUGCCAGGCAUGUGGGACUACGAUGAAGUUGUUACGUUUGGCACCGCCGUCUUUGCCGAAAAUCUCUGUGGACGCGGAAGAUACGACGACCUGGUUGGUACGCUAGAGUCGAACCCACGAUCAGUCCUUGUGGAGACCAUCGGAGGCGAGGCGCUACGGGUGUUUCAGCGAUACACGAUACUCCCGUCUACUUGGACCAUGAGCUUCACCACGACCGUUGACGGACAGUCGAGGGCCGUCAUACCAGUCUUCCAAGGCGAGCUUGAAGAUACAAGAAAAAACGAUAAAGUGCUCGUUCUCAGGCUGGAUUGCAUCCCGCCUGCACCUCGCGGAACUCAUAAUAUCGAAGUUAUUCUGGAGGCGGGCGUUGACACGGCGAAUAAUACAUACAGGUUUUUGCUCAAGGCGUCAGCCCAUCUCAUAGAUGGAAGGGAGCAGUGUUCGGACAAUGCUUCCGGAGUUCUCCAUGAUUUUGACGCAGUUGACGCACUCACUGGCGAAGAUAUUGAACUUGAAGCUGCUUAUGUUUAUGGGAGAGCUGAGCCCACCCAGUCCGGUACAUGCAUCAAUCGUCGAAGCGAGAUUGAUCAGCAUUACGUCGCGGCAGCUGAAAAAGUCUCUCAAUAAAAUAUAACUAGCAUCACCUCCUUCAGG